CUUGCCUUCGCUCACUGUGAGUUCAUCCCCAGCCGCUCUGCUCACAAUUCCAGGUCGGAUGGCGGCGACAACGCAGCUGCUGGUGGCUGUAGCAAUGCUGGCAGUUCUGCGUCCUCUCGCCAGAGCAGACAGGUGUAGUGAGAUUUGUCAGAUGGAGAACUAUGCUGAUCAGUGUCGCACCUGCUUGAACCGUCCUCCCGUGCGAUUCGGCAAGCGUUCUUCUUCUUCUCCUCCGGAACACGCAGGCCAUAUGCACGAAUGGACAGGCCUGCCUCCAAGUCAGCUGUUGUAUCUGCUUCUUCAAAGAGCAGUUCGGCUCCACGGCCGUAGUCCUACUUCCAAGUCAUCUUCCCUCGUCCUACCAAAGUUACAUAACAAAUUGGGAAUGUAAAUUACUUCUAAAAAUAAAAUGUGUUUAAAUACAUGGUUUCUUGUAAAUUGUCAAAGCAUGUGCUCAAUAUAUAAGAUUAAUUUCUUGUAGAUGAUGCGGAUGUUGUAUAGUGUAAAAAGAAUGUUUAUUUGUGAGACUGAAAUAUAACGGUUUUACAGGUCUUGUUGUUUAGUGAUACAUUGAAUUAUAAGCACCGCAUUAACACAUUGAUAUUUUAUGUUUUAAAACUUUAAUAUUGAUAUCUAAAUCCUUGUUUCGAGUUUCUGUGAUACGCCAUUACGGUAAAACUGUUUAAUUUAUGAAUGAUGCAGUUGUGUCAUUUUACAUGAUGGGUAAGGUUACAGUAAUUAUGUUAAUAAAAAGGUGAAGUUUUAA
This is a messenger RNA of Homalodisca vitripennis (glassy-winged sharpshooter), 766 nucleotides long. RefSeq lists its product as uncharacterized. The transcript has 3 exons. Lineage: Eukaryota; Metazoa; Arthropoda; Insecta; Hemiptera; Cicadellidae. The record is from RefSeq and is a predicted model, not a curated record. The coding region runs from base 59 to 391 and encodes 110 amino acids.